AUGGCACAGAGUGCAUGUUUCUGUUUGGUUCUUCUGGUCUGUGGAAAUGGGUAUGGUCAGCUGGUCCGUCUGGUGUCCCCACUCGACAACGGUGUGGGUCGGCUUGAGGUUUACUACGACGGCCAGUGGGGAACAGUUUGCGACGACGACUUUGACACUGCCGAAGCUGUUGUUGUGUGUAGACAGCUGGGACGAUAUCACAGCGGGUUCAAGCCAAGAGCAAUUCCCACGUUUGGCUAUGGAACUGGGAAGAUCUGGCUUGAUGAUGUAAGAUGCGAUGGCUCUGAACUGAUGUUGAGCAGCUGCAACCACAGACAGUGGGGCGACCACGACUGCACUCACGAUGAAGACGUUGGCAUCAUAUGCGAUGAACGGAGCAGCAGGGUGAAGCUGACACCCGGCUACAGUAACGGCUUGCUGCACGUCCACCACGCCGGCACCUGGGGAACAGUCUGUGAUGACGGCUUCGGUCAAGUCGAGGCUUCUGUUGUGUGUCGAACGCUUGGUUAUCAAAGUGGAAGAGUCAAGGUCGAAACUGUGCCCUUGACUGCAAUGACCAUGUGGUUGGAUGAUGUCGCCUGCAGCAUAAAGAACAUCCAUCUGCUGGACUGCAAGCAUGGAGCAUGGGGAAAGACCGACUGUGGAAACGAUGAAGCCGUUGCCGUAGAAUGUUUUUCUUUUCCGGAAGGUUUCUCAGCUGCUCGACUAGUGCCCAACACCAACCAACGUUCACAAGGGGCACAGGGGAUUCUAGAGCUGUACUACAAGCAGCAGUGGGGUCGAGUCUGUAACACCGGCUUCGGUGCCGAGGAAGCUGCGGUUGUGUGCAGGAUGCUGGGAUACGUCAGCAAAGCUUCGAGUGUGAUGCUGGUCAACGUGACCUCACCAUGGCCUAUGAUUCUGGAUAGAGUCCAGUGUAUUGGUACGGAACCGUCCCUCAACGAUUGUGUACACUACCCUUGGAAUGAGACCAGUUGCUCGUCCAUGUCAGCGGUCGGGGUCAGGUGUCCUACAGUCGACGACGCUAAUCCAUCAGUGACGACAUUUACGUGGCUACACAACGGAUUUCUGACCACUGGACCAACGUUUAGCCUCCUGAACGUGUCCAAGUCUGACCGGGGGGAGCUGAACUGCUAUGCUGACAACGGACAGAAGGGGAUGACGCCUGUUCGUGCAGGCGUCAUGAUCAAUGUGAAAUAUCCGCCUGACAUACACUUGGAGCCAAGACGGGAUCGGAUUAACGUCCUGCGUGGUAGUGACGUGACUGUUGUCUGUGCUGUCGAUGCCGCCAACCCUCCCGUCUCCUUGUUUAUGUGGAAUCACAACAACGACAUCACAUACGGACAGACGUUUACAAAGACCAAUGUGACCAAGUCCGACUCUGGGCGACUUUACUGCACUGCCGACAACGGUGAAGUCACUGCCAGUGUUGGCUCACAGAUAGUUGUCGUGUGUGAGUACCGAACCAUCUUGUGUAAUGAGAAAUGCCUGUCCCCUCAUCCGUUCUAG
Haliotis rubra (blacklip abalone) is the source of this 1509-nucleotide messenger RNA. RefSeq names its product neurotrypsin-like. Bases 1 to 1509 code for a protein of 502 amino acids. Gene Ontology annotation, cellular component: membrane. NCBI's taxonomy places the organism in Eukaryota, Metazoa, Mollusca, Gastropoda, Lepetellida, Haliotidae. The transcript has 9 exons. The record is from RefSeq and is a predicted model, not a curated record.